Molecule: messenger RNA, 2410 nt
Organism: Symsagittifera roscoffensis
Lineage: Eukaryota; Metazoa; Xenacoelomorpha; Acoela; Convolutidae
Product: protein mono-ADP-ribosyltransferase PARP3-like
Exons: 6
Coding region: 234-1829 (531 amino acids)
Biological process (GO): protein poly-ADP-ribosylation; double-strand break repair
Cellular component (GO): site of double-strand break; nucleolus
Molecular function (GO): NAD+-protein mono-ADP-ribosyltransferase activity; NAD+ poly-ADP-ribosyltransferase activity
Source: RefSeq, a predicted model, not a curated record
UGUUUCAACGUUAUUUUAUGAAUGCAUUGCAAACCAAAUGCAUACAGUUGAAUAUAUUUGCAAACAAGUAUUUGCCGUGGUCGACGUGCCUUCUUGUUUUAGCACAAGCACACUAUAAAUUAAACACUGUCAAAUGGUCACGCUGUAGCUUGUUCUGAAACAUAUGAUACAGAACUUCAGUUAUUUUAUUCAGUUCAGACUUCAUUGAGUCUUCAUCGCUUUUAGUCCAGGUGAUGCCUCCCAAACGAAAAUUACCGGUCAAAAAAGCGGCUUCCAAGCCCGCCAAGUUAGCUAAAAAAGACAGCGUGAAAGCGGAUAUAAAAGCGGCUGCAAAAGCCCUCAGUAAGGGCUCGAGUAAGAGGAGUAACCGAAAAAGUGACAAGUAUGUCACGGAACAGAACGUCCAAGUCUACGAGGACUAUGACUGCAUGUUGAAUCAGACAAAUAUAGGCCACAACAACAACAAAUUCUACGUGAUCCAACUGCUUGAGAGAACUGUGGGUGCUAAAGAGUUCUUUGUGUUCAACAGAUGGGGCCGAGUGGGGGAGCAAGGAAUGAAUUCGAUGCAGGGUCCCUUCGGAGACGUGGACUCAGCGAAGAGCAACUUUGAGAAGAAGUUCCAGGACAAAACUAAGAACAAGUGGGCCAACAAGGACAACUUCCAGCCCCAGAGUGGCAAGUACACUCUGAUUGAGAUGGGCGACGAGGAAGAAGAGGACGAAGUCCAACAGACGGAGGUCGAAAAUGAAGAAAAGCCGAAGGCGGGAAGCUCCAAACCAAAGCUGACGCGCCAGUGUUCGCUGGACAAACCACUUCAGAGCCUGGUGCAGAUGAUCUUCGACAAUGACAUGUUCAAACAGCAGAUGACUAAACUGCAGCUGAAUGUGAACCGUAUGCCCCUUGGGAAACUCAGCAAACCCCAGAUUGCCAAGGGAUUCGCUGUGCUAGAUGAGAUCGACUUAGCAUUGAAAGCGAACAAGCCCUCGACUACGUUGCAGGAUUUGAGCAGUAAAUUCUACACCGUUAUCCCCCACUACUUCGGGAGGAAUGUACCCCCGACAAUCGGAUCCAGAGACGCCCUUAGAGAAAAACUGGAUAUGCUUCUAGUCCUCGGUGACAUUCAAGAAGCCCAAGAAAUGAAAAAAGCCCAAGAACAGCAAGAAGUUAAGUCAGAACUGCACCCAUUAGACAUAAAAUACGAGUCCCUCAAAUGCAAGCUGAAGACGCUGAAACCAAGUGACGCCAACUACAAAAUCAUCGAGGAGUUCUUCCAAAAUACGAAACCUUCCUUCACUAGCCCUAAGAUCAAGAACAUCUAUGAGAUGCAUCGAGAGGGCGAGGACGAGCGAUUCGACGCCCACAAAGAUCUGAAGUAUCGAAAGUUACUCUGGCACGGGACGUCGCCGGCAGUCGUCGCCGCAAUUCUCAAGUCGGGUCUUCGGAUCAUGCCCCAUUCGGGUGGUCGAGUGGGCCGCGGAAUUUACUUUGCCUCCGAAAACGGCAAGUCCUAUUUUUACACCGGGAGAACGAGUGACGGCACUGGAAUCAUGUUUCUGAGCGAAGUUGCGCUCGGAAAACCGAAAGAGAUUUUUGAAAAUAACGGUUCUUUGGUGGCGGCGCCAAAUGGUUACGACAGUGUGUUAGCGAAAGGUCAAUUUGAACCGGACGAGACUAAGGAAAAGAAGGUGAAGUUGGGAAAACACGAGGUAAUAGUUCCUUGUGGUAAGCCGGUUCGGAGGCCGAUAAGCAGCAGCUUCUCUCAGAGCGAGUACUUAGUGUACAAAGAGAGCCAAGUACGAAUGAGAUUCGUCAUAGAGUUGCAGAUGUAAAUACUGAAAAUUAAGUUUGCGAAUGUAAAUUUAAGGGGCUACUCUCAUGUGCGAAGGACCAAAUGCACAAAACUCUCAACCAAUCAGCGCCAUUUAAACUGUCCAAAAUAGAAUAAAAUUAUCGCUUUUUUCGAAUUUUUGAAAACUCAGCUUUCGCUGGUUGAAAAAAGUUUCGCGCAUUCGUUCUUCGCUCAUGAGGGGUUACAUCAUAAUUUUCCAGUGUAAAUAAACAAGUCUUCUUUAAAGAAAACCGAAACUGAGCAGAGUAUAAAAACCAGCCGGCACUUUGCAAUUAGUGUUAAAAUUUUACAUCGCAUGGGAUUUCGAUUUAAUUCCCCAUGUUGCAAAUAGGGAUUUUUCCUUACUAGUUGCACAGGGAAGAAUAAGUUUAAAAGGUCCUGUAAUUGCUAAAUAAUUGGAACACAAUUAUUUUAUGAGACGCGGAUCUAGGAUUUUUUCGAAGUCUCCAAAAUCACUUCAAAGAUCUUAGUUUGACAAAAUUGUCCGCGCAAUUUUGGCGCCAUUAUAUAAAUUGACGUCCUUACAAUAAGUGUAGGGCCAGUCAGCCAAAUGGAUGACGU